CUGACGUCAUGACGGAGCCACGCUGCACAACCAGACCAAACAACUUUUCCAGAGUGGAUCACAACGCGUUCAGCAGCCGUGGACCAAGCUUUUUUUACACCCAACUCUCUGUUUUUUUGGAAGUUGAGAUGAGGAAUCUGAGGUUGUUGUUCCUCGUCGGACUGGCGACAGGGUUCAUCGGUGAAACACUCUUUGUUUCUUCCCAGUCACCCAUUUCUACAGCUGAUGACUUGUAUAUCGAGGGACUGUCGUCAGGUGACCUCUUGAUAGAUGAUGACGAUGACGAAGAUAGGGAAGACGAAGACUCUGGCUCUGGGUCUGGAGACUACGGUUUAGGCAUCCUCACAGAUCAAGACGAGCAACUCAGGAAGUUCCUCAACCUCUCCAUGACCACAGUCUCAAAAGAUACUGUUUCAGUCCAACCCCAGCCAACAGCAGGCCCUCCUCCAAACCCACAAACCACAGCAGAAGACAGCCAGGGUCAGCUCACCACAGUGGAAGUGACCGAGACUCCAUCAUUCAAACUCCCUGACGAGGACAGAAGUGAUGAGAAGGUGCCAGGCAUCAGCCCAACAGCUGACUUCUCCACACUGAACACCAGCCCCAGCCCCACCAGCACACCUCUCAGAGACACUACUUCAACCAAAUUAGGCAUCGAGAUCAGUGUGAGCACCGACGCUGGGGAUAACAGUCUGGAUAAUUUGGAUGUGUCAUCACCCAAAGGCAGCGAAGAUGUGGACAAGACCAAAGAGGAAGACAAUGAAAUCGUGGCCAAAGAUGGCAGAGGCAGCAGGAUGUAUGACAUGGAUGCUGCUGAAGAGGUGUCUUCUGAGAACAUGUGGGAGAGGACAGAAGUUCUGGCAGCGGUGAUAGCAUGUGGAGUGGUUGGAUUGCUCUGUGCUGUUUUCCUCCUCCUCCUCCUUGGCUAUCGUAUGAAAAAGAAGGACGAAGGCAGCUAUGAACUGGGAGACGUCAAACUCUCUUCAACAACCUAUCACAAAGCACCUACCAAGGAGUUCUACGCCUGAAUUGACUGAUAGGGACUUUAAAGGGAAUCUCUCUGCUCCCAAUCAGGACUGGGAUUGGAUGUAAACACAACUUAAAAUGAUUCCUCUUCAUGAAGUUUGAAGUCAAGCACGUCGGUUUUUCUGCAGUGCUCCUUCCUUUAUUUUAGAUUUUCAUCAACAUAUACAAGAACCAUUGUUCGGGAGGACAAGGUCAUAGGUGAAUUGAAAUAACAUUCUGAACCCACAAUCCUAAAUUUAGAGAAAAGAAUCAUUUCCAGUUCUUCACAACUGUUUUGGCCUAUAAUAGAAUUCAACUUAAAGUAUUGAUAACAGUGUGCCUUUACACUCACUCAACUUCUCAAUGCUGGACCACACUGGGCUGGGCUUUGUUCAGUAUUACAGAAAACUUUGUUCCAUCCAGCAGAGCUACAGCCUGAACUAUUGCAGCUCAGCUCAACAGCAUAGAGAAAGUUCAAAGUGUAUAUGAAUAGCCUUAAUGAAUUUUGAAUAGACACAGUACCAAAUAUGAGAUUAAUGUAACAAAGAGCAAGUUUGUUCCAGUUCUUUAAGGUCAAAUUUGCUGUCUUUGUUAACAUUGUUACAUUUCAUUUUCUGUAUGCUUCCUUUGCUAAAUUGAAGAUUUUUUUUGUUUUUAUGUUAAAUGGCUAUGUUUUUUUUCAUAUGCUGUGCAGUAUUGAAAUGAGAGACUUUGUGACUCUGCAGGUACAUAUUUUUGUUGUUUUCUUAUAGAUAUUUGACCAAAUAUAAAUGUGCUUUAUUGUCUUUUUCAAAGUUAUUUUUUAGUAGCAUUUUCAAUAUGUUGUGAUUUUUGUGAGAUUUUAUCUCAUUAAGCCAUUUUUUUGUAAGAGAUUUUAGUCUUUUCAUUGAAUUCAAACAGAAGUAGAUCUAAGUCCUGAAAGCUCGCCUCUGUCUUGCAUACACAAUAUUUUCACGACUGUUCUAUGGGACAGGGUUGCUAAGGUAGAGCCAUGGCUAAUAACUAUAAUUCUGAAACCGUAGAAGUAACCAACAUUUUCUGACGACUGCCAGAGCACAUUCCUGUCUCACUGUCAACUGUAUACAGCUAAAACAGCUGGUUUGCAUUUAAAGGGACAGUGGCAGUAUGGAGGGUUUUUACAUUAUAUGGAGCCAGGAUUUAUUCACACAGCAGGGCUGGAGAGUUAAAAUCAGUAACUCAUUCACUAUUUACAGACUUUUAAACACCUUGAGUGCAGCCAAGUCAGGUUUUAAACACGUGUCCUCUUUUCAGUCUUUACCUCAACCAGCCAACUAAAGGAGCAGGAUCUUUUCUAGAGACUGGGUAAGGAUUCAGGAGGCAGUUAACAGUAACGACAACAGGGUUGUGUUCUCAUAUGAUAGAACAUUGUUUUUAAACCUGUUCGAUAUUUUUCAGAAGAUGUGAUGUAGAAUAGCCUUCUGUAAAAUCUCAGCUCUACUGCACAUCAUGUCAUAGACCAAAGCUUGUCACAUCAGCCUCAAAUUGACCAGGGGGAAAUGUUUUCUCUAAGCAGCUCUAUUUGUGGCCUCUCAAUUUUAUGAAGAGGUCAAUCUUUUUUAAUUAGCUUUGCUGUCCAGAUGACAGGGAACAGUGCUCGAUACAUACAUAGAGGUGGGAGUCUAAAUGGUUAAACUGUGACCAACUAUUCACACAUUCUCGCACAACAAGGUUAGUUUUUGAUUAUUGAAUUUCUGCUGUUUGGACUAUCCUGACGUUGGCUCAGUAGUCACUAUACAAACCUUAAACUGCUAAAUGCAUUAAAACAGGAUUAUAAAUAUUAAGUUGGUGUGUGAUGCUACAUUCAUAUUGUGUCCCUUAUUUGAGGCUUUAAGUCUUGAUAUAAUUUACUUUGCAAUAGUAGCAAAGGCUAUUUCAAUGGAAUUUUUAAGUGUACAUGCAAACUACCUAUUCUCUGUGGCUGGAAUAAACAGGAAGUUCCUAUCACCGAUCCACUGUGACUUACUGUUGAUAACGUGACAUUUUUCGGGGUCUUGAAUGCUCAGUGCCUCACAAUACAAUUUAUACAUUUACAUGCUCUUGCAGCAUUAGUGUCAUGCUUAGUGGCUUAGGGCGUAACUCUGUUGUAAAGCUCUGUCCUCUUUUGUCAUCCACACCAACGAAAAUGUCAGGGGGUCUCUGGUAUUUCCAGAGGUUCAAGACAGCCUGUUAGCACUUGCUGCCAAUCCAACAGAGGAUGACACAGAAUAACCUUCUGUUUUGGGACACUGUUAGUUUACACAAUGCGCUGGUGAUACUAUAAUUUAUAAGUAUUAAUUUAAACUUGCUUAAAACAAAAUCCAGGUUAUCAAAACAGCUAUGAAGUGGGAUUGUACAGUAUUUACACAUGCUUGAAGUGUCUUUGUUACUGUUUGUUAUGUUUUUAAUAUUUAUGGUUUAGAUGAUUUGACAGGCAUGGUUCAAUUCAUUUUCAAUUUCAUUAUAUGUUGUCUUGAUUUAUAGAAAUUAUUUUCCAUAUUAAUGCAUCUAAUUAAUGAUUAUAGUAGUAUAUUAUUGUCCUUGUACAAAUUAUUCAGCUCUAAUUUUCAGUUUUUAUAGAAGUUGUCUCUGAAUUGACUGAAGCCUUGUUUAAACACAUACACACCUGCACAAUGGUGGGGACCAACCAAAAAUCAACGCAAGAGAGACAAUGGUGACAAAGAGACCAAAGAUGGUCAGUACGGUACAAUACAACUGUGUUACUGAAUUAGUGUAUCCUAUGAGGUUCACUACUGAAUAAAACAGUGGCUUUAAUGUAUUUCUAAA
This is a messenger RNA of Notolabrus celidotus (New Zealand spotty), 3789 nucleotides long. RefSeq names its product syndecan-2-like. Gene Ontology annotation, biological process: cell migration. The coding region runs from base 9 to 1028 and encodes 339 amino acids. The transcript is spliced from 6 exons. Gene Ontology annotation, cellular component: cell surface; membrane. The record is from RefSeq and is a predicted model, not a curated record. NCBI's taxonomy places the organism in Eukaryota, Metazoa, Chordata, Actinopteri, Labriformes, Labridae.